AUGGAUGCAAUAAGAAAACAAGCAAGCAGGUUGAGAGAACAAGUCGCGAGACAGCAACAGGCUGUCUUCAAGCAAUUUGGAGGAGGAGGAUAUGGGUCUGGUUUAUCGGAUGAUGCAGAACUCCAUCAACAUCAGAAACUAGAAAAGCUUUACAUAUCAACCCGUGCUGCCAAGCAUUACCAAAGAGAUAUCGUUCGUGGUGUGGAAGGUUAUAUAGUCACGGGUUCAAAACAAGUUGAAAUAGGGACCAAACUGUCUGAGGAUAGCAGGAAAUAUGGUUCAGAAAAUACAUGUACGAAUGGUAACGUCUUAACAAGGGCUGCCCUGAGCUACGGACGUGCUCGGGCACAAAUGGAGAAGGAGCGUGGAAAUAUGUUGAAGGCUCUUGGUACACAGGUUGCUGAGCCAUUACGAGCAAUGGUUUUGGGAGCUCCAUUGGAGGAUGCUAGACAUCUUGCCCAACGUUAUGACAGAAUGCGUCAAGAAGCUGAAGCUCAGGCAACAGAAGUUGCUAGACGCCAAGCAAAGGCGAGAGAGUCUCAAGGUAAUCCGGACAUCUUGAUGAAACUGGAAUCUGCUGAAGCAAAACUUCAAGACCUAAAAUCAAAUAUGACAACAUUGGGGAAGGAAGCUGCUUCUGCUUUAUCUUCCGUUGAAGAUCAACAACAAAAGUUGACUCUUGAACGACUUAUUGCAAUGGUUGAAUCUGAACGUGGCUACCAUCAAAGAGUCCUCCAAAUACUCGAUCAGCUCGAAGGAGAGAUGGUAUCUGAGAGGCAACGUAUUGAAGCUCCCUCUACUCCCUCAAGUGCAGACAAUAUGCCGCCCCCUCCAUCAUAUGAGGAAGCUAAUGGAGCGUUUGCAUCUCACAUGCAUGACACUUCAACAGAUAGCAUGGGUUACUUCUUAGGAGAGGUCUUGUUUCCAUAUCACGGUGUGACAGACGUUGAGCUCAGCUUAUCGACUGGUGAAUACGUUGUUGUUAGAAAGGUUACGGGGAGUGGAUGGGCAGAAGGUGAAUGCAAAGGCAAAGCCGGUUGGUUCCCUUACGAGUACAUUGAAAGACGAGAACGAGUUCUUGCUAGCAAAGUGUCUGAAGUUUUCUGA
This is a messenger RNA of Arabis nemorensis, 1107 nucleotides long. NCBI's taxonomy places the organism in Eukaryota, Viridiplantae, Streptophyta, Magnoliopsida, Brassicales, Brassicaceae. The record is from the annotation of a GenBank genome assembly.